AUGCCCAGGGCAGUGACAGGAAUGGGCCUCAGGAGCUUGAAGGAGUCAGACAGCUCUGAAGAGGAAAUGGAAGGUGUUUUCUGGGAUGCCAGAGGGGAUUUUGUGCAGCUAAAGGACAGCGGACCCUCUCAACACUCCAGCGACAUUGAAGGUCUCAGAGUGAGAAAUACGAGCCGGCCUGUGAGAUCUAAGGCCAGAAGGAUCGCUGCUAACGUUCGAGAACGCAAGAGGAUCCUCGAUUAUAACCAAGCCUUCAAUGCCCUCCGCCUGGCCCUCAAGCAUGACCUCAGCGGCAAGCGACUGUCCAAGAUUGCCACCCUCCGGAGGGCCAUCCACCGGAUCACCUCCCUGUCCAUGUUCCUGCGCUCUGGCUCUGCUGCCCGAUGGCCCUGCAGCCACCAGGAAUGUCUGCCCCAUUAUGGCAGAGUCCAGGAGGAGAAAGCUGUCUGGGACAGUCACCCACAGCCCUUCCAGAUGCCCGUGGACUACAGUUAUAGAGAGGCUGCUCUUCCCUUCCAACCGUACCCUCCUUCUUCUCUCUACUUGAAAUAUUCUCCGGAGACUCAGUUGUCCUCCCAACUGGAAAGUCAGAAGGAGGAGUCCAUCCCUCCCAACUCUGUCUACCACUCCAGCGGGAGCUGUCCUUUUGGGGAACAACCCCCUUGCUAUCCAAAGUACGUGGACAACCUCCGAGCUCCCUCUCCGAGAACAAUUCCCUGGCAGCUUGGGUACCUCCGAGGACCAGGGCCGGGUUGCCAGCAAUCUUUGCCCAUGCACUAA
Messenger RNA from Vombatus ursinus (common wombat), 780 nucleotides. It is a transcript of the gene BHLHA9, whose product is annotated as basic helix-loop-helix family member a9. Gene Ontology annotation, biological process: developmental process; regulation of transcription by RNA polymerase II. The coding region runs from base 1 to 780 and encodes 259 amino acids. The record is from RefSeq and is a predicted model, not a curated record. Gene Ontology annotation, molecular function: protein dimerization activity; RNA polymerase II transcription regulatory region sequence-specific DNA binding; DNA-binding transcription factor activity, RNA polymerase II-specific. The transcript has a single exon. NCBI's taxonomy places the organism in Eukaryota, Metazoa, Chordata, Mammalia, Diprotodontia, Vombatidae.